Molecule: messenger RNA, 1034 nt
Organism: Centruroides sculpturatus (bark scorpion)
Lineage: Eukaryota; Metazoa; Arthropoda; Arachnida; Scorpiones; Buthidae
Exons: 3
Coding region: 570-1004 (144 amino acids)
Source: RefSeq, a predicted model, not a curated record
GAUAAACAGAAACGAAAAGUAUAUUUUUGGAAAAUACUUUGAUGAAAUUUAAAAACGUACUCUUUAAAGCCGAAAAUCUACUCUUGUUUCAGAUUUAGAAUUUUCCUUUUCCCUUCGGAUUCAAAAUUUUCUGACAAGUUUUUGUUUUUCGAUUUGGUGUUUCAGUCUUCUCUUUGUCUCUAUUGCACUAUUUCCAUUCAUUCGCAUUUACAACAAAAUGUCUUGGACUCUAACCAAGACGAAAUGAGUAACAAUAACAGAAAGUGUUUAGUCAAACAAUUGAAUAAAAUCUGAGAAGCGCAUCUUUUCGUCAGAUAACUUACAUAUGGAUAUAGUUGCUGGAAAUGAUGUAUUUCUGUUACUUUACGAGGUUAAUUACAUUAGAUCGGAAAGCCUGGUUUUAUUUUAACGAGGAACAUCGUAUAGCUUCCAAGAGACACUGUAGGACACUGAAAAAUGCGACAAUGAAUUCGAAGGAACAUUACUACACGAAUUUGUACGUCGAAAAUCCACACUAAUGCCGCUUUUGGUUUCCUAAAUUUAUUUCAGACGACGAGAACGACCGCAGAAUGGAAUAUUCCAACUUCACCUUCACUCCUUAUCCGAUUCAGUACGAAAACAGCUUCCAGGCUUCGUUUCAUUCAAAUUUCUUGCAGCCCGUAACGUGCGACGCCAUCUUUUUCCUUACCAUCCUGCCGUGCGGCAAAGAGAAGAGUCAAGCCGUGAAAACUUUUACUUUCGGCAUGAAAAUGGUGAUGGAAGUAGUUAAGAAGUGUGCUAAAGAUAAGAACGCUUACUAUCCUUGUUUGGAAAGGGAUUACGCCAAGAAAUUGCAAAACGGAAACAACAUUCAACCUGGAAGAAUGUACAUAUGCGCCAAUAUACCCAAAAUGUUUAAUCCGGGAUGUUACGACGUUCUCCUCGAGUUUCGACAGAAGGAAGGUAAAAAUAAUGUCGUCGGACUGUCUUGCUACAAGUUGACAAACGUCAAGGUCGAAAAGUAAAUCAAUAAAGAUAAAAUGUUAUGCUUAUUU